Molecule: messenger RNA, 714 nt
Organism: Paracoccidioides lutzii Pb01
Exons: 3
Coding region: 1-714 (237 amino acids)
Biological process (GO): protein polyubiquitination; proteasome-mediated ubiquitin-dependent protein catabolic process
Molecular function (GO): ubiquitin conjugating enzyme activity
Source: RefSeq, a predicted model, not a curated record
AUGGCGCAGCGGAUCUUGAUGAAUGAGUUUAAAAGCCUGGCAAAAGAGAAAUGGGUACAUAUCGAGCUGAAAGAUGACAACAUUUUCUAUUGGAACAUUGCACUCAUAGUCCUAAAUCCCGACUCGCUCUACUACGGCGGCUAUUUCAAGGCCACCAUGACCUUUCCGCCAAACUACCCUUACUCACCGCCUAGCUUCAAAUUCACCCGCCCCCUUUUCCACCCAAAUAUAUACACAGAUGGCCGCCUUUGCAUAUCCAUCCUCCACUCCCCCGGUGAAGACGAAAUGUCCGGCGAAUCCGCCGCGGAACGCUGGUCCCCGGCCCAACGCGUUGAAUCAGUCCUCAUCUCCAUUCUCUCUCUUCUCGAUGACGCGGAGGUAUCGUCUCCUGCCAAUGUGGAUGCAGGCGUGAUGCUGCGCAAGGAUCCGGAGGCUUAUAAGAAGACUGUUAUGGGGGACGUGGAGAGGAGUAAAGAGGAUAUUCCGGAUGGGUUUGUUAUGCCGACGGCGCAUGAGGUGGGGGGGAAGGGUGGGGUUGGAGGAGUAGCGGUGGAGAAGAUGGAUGAUGAGGAUUUUUGGGUCGAUAGUGAUGUGGAUGGGUAUGAGAAUGAUAUGUUUCGGGGAAGUGAUUCGGAGAAGGAGAUCGGGAUGGACGAUGAGGAUGAGUAUGAGGAUACGGGGAGUGAGGAUGGAGAUGUUAAGAAGGCUGUUUGA